Molecule: messenger RNA, 2025 nt
Organism: Mesorhabditis belari
Lineage: Eukaryota; Metazoa; Nematoda; Chromadorea; Rhabditida; Rhabditidae
Source: the annotation of a GenBank genome assembly
AUGCUACUCAAAUUGGUGCUCACGUUUGCGGUGCUUGGAUUUUUGGCUGAAGCAACUCCACACAAACAUUUGCAUCGAGGGAGAAAGGGAAAACCGCUUGAUAUGUUUGGCAACGAGGCGUCGAUUCACGCAGUGUUGGUGGCCGGAUCGAAUGGAUGGUUUAAUUAUAGGCAUCAGGCGGAUGUAGCGCACGCAUAUCACACUUUGAUCGCUCACGGUGUGCCCCGAGAGAAUAUCAUCACGAUGAUGUACGAUGACAUUGCGAACAAUGAAGCCAAUCGGAAAUACAAGGGGAAACUCUUCAACAAGCCGCAUGGACCAGAUGUAUAUCAGAACAUUUCAAUCGAUUACAAGGGAGAAGCGGUGACACCGCAGAAUUUUGUCGCCGUUCUUCUUGGCGCUUCGGCUAGUACGAAUGGAGGAAGUGGAAGAGUGCUCAAGAGUGACUCCAACGACAAUGUUUUCAUUUAUUUCACCGAUCAUGGAGCCACUGGGUUGAUCUCGUUCCCUGAAGCGACGAUGACCGCUCAAACACUGAACAAUGCUUUGAAGAGAAUGAAUCAAAAGCGGAAAUAUGGAAAAUUGGUCUUUUACUUGGAGGCUUGCGAGAGUGGAAGCAUGUUUGAGAAUAUUCUCCCAACCGAUCUCAAUAUCUAUGCUAUCACUGCCUCAAAUGGUCACGAGUCAUCGUGGGGAUAUUAUUGUGACACGGAUAUGGGAUUGCCGUGUUUGGGGGAUCUUUUCUCGAUCGCCUGGAUGGAGGACUCGGACGUGGAAGAUCUGACCGGGGAAACCCUCGAGAAACAAUUCGAAUUGGUGAAGAAAAGAACAGACAAAAGUCACGUUCAACAUUUCGGAGAUCUCUCAAUUGCCCAAGAACCAGUCUCCGAUUUCCAGGGUUCAAAGAAAGUAUACACUGUUGGAUUCGAGAAUCGCGAGGUGAAUCCAAGAGAUGCCUGGCCUUCACGGGAUAUUCAAUUGAAUUACUUGAAGAGAGAAUUAGAAAAUGCGAAUGAAGCUGGUGAGGAGAGGGAACUCCAGCGGCAAAUCAAUGCCAUUUAUGCGAGUCGCAAACAGAUGAAAACGUUGUUCACACGACUCGUCGACGAGCUUGUUGAGGGUGAUUUCGAAGAAAGAAGGGACAUUUUGAAGACACACAGAAAACUCACUCAAUUCAAAUGCCACAAUGCGGUCGUUCGCGGCUUCGAGAACGUUUGCAUGAAGUUGGCCUCGAAUGAGGACGCUCUUCGGUGGGUGUAUGUGUUAGCGAAUUUGUGCGAGGAAUUCGAGGAUCCCGAGAAGAUCAUUGACGGAAUCGCCGCCUUAACGAUGAUCGAGAUGGUGUUACCCGUUUUCUUCGCCUCUUUCAUCCCAGCGUUGCUCCUGUGCGGCAAGAAGAAAGCGGCUCAACAAAACUUGCAAGCACAAACAAGGUUCGACGCUACAAAUUCAUCUUUGGACCCUUUAAAACAACGAACGAGUCGACGAAUCGCGGAAGCGUCGGUUUCACAGCCGUGUCAAGCCCGAGAAACAUUCCAGCCACCGCCCGUCCAGUCCACACCGUUACAGGAAUCCAUUCAACAACAGCUCCUACAACAACCAUCACCACAAAAAGCAUCGAGUCAUGAGAAUAAGACGGGCUCGAAAGUCUCUCUUGCGCAACGAGCACCUCAGAACAGCCACCACUCAGUACUGAAGCCAAAGGCGCAAGUGCCCGAACGAGUGCCCGUCAAAAGAAAGGCCGCCAAUGCGUCGGAGGUUGAACGACUCGGGCCUAUUUCAGCGCGAGACGACGAGAAGACAUUGGAGGAGGGCGAUCCCGAUCGAGUUUUCCCACUCGCCUACGUCCUCAAGGAUUUCAAACUCCGCUCAAAGGAGCGAACAACAGACCAAUCGAAAAAGCUGGUCGGUAUUGAGGAGAAAAUGAAAACAACGCGAGAGAGGCACAAGUCACCGGGAUUCAAACCCGAUCGCACCCAAUCGAACAGUGAUAAGGAGCCGUACGAAGAGAGAGUGACUCGCGGU